AACGAAAAAAAGUUGCCCCUGGUCAUGAAAAAAGCCAUCGGAAGCACGAGAGAGUCCAGAAAUCACCAAGAAAAAUCCAGAGGGCGGACAUUCCUUUAAGCCGGGAAUUCGCUUUUUAUCUCCCUAAGAAAGAUGGUUGUAACGCUUGUACAAAGGGAGAAUUUGUAGGCUAAAUCUUGCGGUUAUAGCCUAUUAAAGUUGUCAGGGUAUUCUCGGCUUGGCAGUGGACUAAGUUGUCCAACUUUCGAGUCGCUAACUUGCCACCAGAAGGCUAAUUUACUCAAGGCGGCUGCGGAAGAAAGGUAAUCGGCGAUCAGUGCCCAGACCAGCACGGAAUAGGACGAUGUCAAAUGAAGAAAGAUAUAAAUUGGUGGUCGUGGGCGGUGGAGGUGUGGGGAAAAGCGCCCUUACCAUUCAGUUCAUUCAGUCGUACUUUGUGUCUGACUAUGACCCAACCAUUGAAGAUUCAUACACUAAAAUCUGUACCGUGGAUGGAAAGGAGACACGAUUAGACAUCCUCGACACAGCAGGACAAGAAGAGUUUGGAGCGAUGAGAGAGCAGUACAUGCGCUCCGGAGAGGGUUUCUUACUGGUGUUUGCUCUUAAUGACAGUGGCAGUUAUGAUGAAAUACUGAAAUUUCACACCCAGAUACUGCGGGUGAAGGAUCGAGAUGAUUUUCCUAUGGUUCUUGUUGGCAACAAAUCAGAUCUUGACCAGCAGAGAGCGAUCUCAAAAGAUGAGGCCAUGACUUUUGCCCGAGAAAACCGGAUCCACUAUAUGGAAUCAUCAGCUAAGAACCGCCACAAUGUGGAUGAAGCCUUCAUGGAGGUUGUGCGAGCAAUAAGGAAGUUCCAGGAGACCGAGAGCCCACCGCUCCCCGCUAAUCACGGGGGGAAGCAGAAGAGUGGUGGCUGUCCCUGCACCCUGCUCUGACUGCCCCUCUGCACUGUUGCCUAGGAGACUGAAGCCCUCACUCUCACGCCUGGUGCCUUAUGUGUCUACACGGAGUGUGUGUGUCUGAGUCUGUGUGUGUGUUUGGCACUGUAUGCAUCAGUGUUUUAUUGGCUUUUACAGUAUGUAUGAAUUUGUUUUCAAGAAGAAACUAGACCGUAAAAUAAGAGUGAACCGUGAAUCUGUUGGAAAAAUGGAGUUCUUGUUUCAUCCACGUUUUAUUUAGUGCCUUGUAAAAUCAUGCUCUUGUUGUUAGAUUCAAGCACAGUGUUUGUUUAUAUCCGACCACAGGUCACAGACUGAUUGUGUGCCACAAAAGAGAUUUUUUUUUAUUCACCACUGAGGUGGUGAACAGUAGCAACAAUGCAUUUUUAAACAACCACAUCAAAGAUAGGCUGUGCUGACAUAGCUUCUGAUUGUUCUUGUGUCAUCUUGUGUCAUAUAUUGGGUUACUGACUCAAAAAGAUAAGUCAGACAGUGUUUUAUCAGCCAAGAGCCUGUCUUUUCUUGGGAGAUUCAUUUAGUCAGUGAAACUGCACUGAAAUGGCUGCUCUAAUCUAUACCUUGCUUUCCCAUCAGUGGCAAAAAAUAUAUUCAGCCAGCUUGUUUUAAUUUAUCUCUCCUGAAAAAGCAAUGUGGAAUAACUUUAAUAACUGAGUAUUGUUAGUGUAUACGGUAGUGUCGAAACGGUGGGUCCAGUAUCUGAAAUGCUAGUAUUCAUACAAACCAAAGGCUAUAAUGUACAUGUUUGCACACCUAGCUUUGUCAUCGUGAAUAGUUUUCUAAUGUAGUUUAACACUAAAAUGGACAGAUUGUGUGGUUUUAUUGUGGAAUUUCAUUUUGAUCUGCUUCUUUUUCAUUCUGAUUUGAUGUUUUUUUAAAGGUACUUGUAUUUGUUCGUAUAUGCAGAAUAAGGCAGUCUGUCUCCAGGUUCACAUGCAUGUAUUGUAUGUGACAAGCUUGUGAUUUUUUGCACCUUCAUUCGUAGACCGUGAUGAAAAAGGAGGAAUUGCCAAAUAAAUGUACUAACAAAGCAUGGUAUUAAUCUGUUGUAAGGGACUGAGUCACUCUGUAAAUUGGUAGAAAGGCCUAGUUCAGGGUGAGGAAAAAAGCAAGACUAGGUGCUUUUCCUUUUCAGAGGAUAGCCGUUCUUAUGGUAUACACCCGUCUCUCGAGGGAGUGGCUACUCAGUUUUUAAUCAAGGGACAUUCAAUUUUUUUCCCCAAAACCGUCAAAUUCUGUUGUAGAUCAGGUUUGUCAGAUGCAAAUAAGAACAAAUCACUAUUUUAUUUGCAUUGUUAACCGAAUUACACAAUAUGGUAACAGGAUGAUUCUCAUUCAUAUUGCAAUAUAAUUUCAUGUCUUAAGUCUUGAUUAUUUCAGUUUGUUUUUUUAAUUUAAGCUAUGUUUUUGUUGGCUCUGUUGAAAUAUCAGACACCAUUAAUCUUCCAGUUUUGUAUCUAAAUCUAACAAUAUUCUUUUGUACACAAUUAAAAUGCAUCUAUAAACCGUUUCAUGUAAGAAUUUA
Molecule: messenger RNA, 2480 nt
Organism: Carassius auratus (goldfish)
Lineage: Eukaryota; Metazoa; Chordata; Actinopteri; Cypriniformes; Cyprinidae
Product: ras-related protein R-Ras-like
Exons: 7
Coding region: 344-934 (196 amino acids)
Biological process (GO): signal transduction
Cellular component (GO): membrane
Molecular function (GO): GTPase activity; GTP binding
Source: RefSeq, a predicted model, not a curated record